AUGAAUUCGAACCCCUUCGCUCUUUUUCUUUCUCUUUUACUCGUCCAGGGGAUUUUAAAUACAGGAGGUAAGUACUGUACAAUUUGAUGCUCCGCUUGUUUUCGUUUCAAGGCUAUUUUUUAAACUGGUACCGACACGAUGGACGUGUAUUGUGGCAGGUACAUGGGCUGUAGUAUGGUAAACGCAUGGUCGAACUUAGAGCCAUUUCUUGUGACAAAUAUUAUGUGAAUGACAAACUUUGAAAUACUAACUUGAUAGAUGGUACAUAAGAAAGCGUAUUUUGGUUUUCGUUUAGAGUUGCGUCUUGGGGUCAAGGAUUUUUCAUUCGAUGAUGUGAUGGAGCGUUCUGUUUGAACCGAAAAUCGAGUAGCUUGUUUACAUACUGACAUUCUUUAUUCCGAGCCUUUUCUGCUUGAAUUUGAUUUAUUUGCCAGUAGAUGUUGGUUUUUUGGGUUAUAACAUGUGUUAUGUGUUCUCUUUUUCCCUACCGAAGUGAAAAUAAUAUUUUUUGUUUUCCUUCGAGGCGCGUUGAAUUUUCCGUGUUUUACGCUUCGCCGCCCUUACAAAUAUUCAGAUUUCUCUAAUGAAUAAACUAAAGGGUCUUGUGGGAAUUUUAAAAUCUUCUGAACCAAUUUUGUCAUUCACUCAAUGCAAAUUUCCCUUUGAUGUUGGGGUGUUUUUUAAAAGACGGAACUGAAAAACAUGUUAAGUGGACGUAGAUAUAGUUUAAUGUAGCAUGUAUUCAGUUCAAAUCAAAGUGAAAUUCAAACAUGGCCACUGCAUACUGGUAACGUUUCGCGGCACUAAUUACAAUUUUGCCGCAUAUCGGUUUUCGAACUGCAAUUUUAGUUUCUCGUUGUAAAAGGAGUAAACCAUUUUCAAGGUUUUUCAAAUGCAAAUAAAGAUUAUUUUAUGUUUAGAGACUGAGAAGCUGGGAGAAUGGGACGUCGACCCAAAUUUUAUUCCUAUCUCUAUCAUAAAUCUGCAUAAUUUUUUCUCCUUGUAUUUUUAACAUCAACCGACUGGAGCAUUGUCGAUUUUUAAAUGUUUUUUUUUUUAAUUUUUCAGGCCUAGAGCAGAAGGGGGCUAGAAAGGAAGAUGUAGUGGUAACCGACGGAAUUGAAUUGCAGAAAGUUUUGGAACGAACAAGAAGCGAUCCAACCAAAGCGACGAAAUUAAUUGAUGAUGAAGAAACAGAUUUGGUAACCGCACGCCGCGAACACUUCAACUCGGAUACACAAGCAAAGAGUAGAGAAAAUAGUUAUGUAGAUGUAAGUUCGCUAGAAGACACUGAUGCUAGACAAGCGUCUGAGAAUGAAGAUACGAGGCAAGGAAGCAACGACGGAGAACGAACGCCGCAUCACAGAAGAACAAACCUAGAGGAACGAUUAAAUAUUGAUUCUCUGAGAAGCAAAGAUCAGCGGCAUGCUACAAGAGACAGUUUAGCAAAAGCUAACCAAAAUAAAUUGGCUCGACCCGCCGAGCAAUCGAACCUGGAAGCUUCGAUCGGUGUUGAAAAACCGAGCAUUCCUGAUUCAAAUAUAUCCUCGACACCCCCGCCUAACGUCCUCAAGGUGAAAAACACCCUGGCGAGAGCUGAAUUAGACGACAUUUACUUUUUAUGUAAGUGAUUUUUCUUUUUAUUAUUAUUGUUAAUAUAUAUUUAUGUAGUUUUUUAUUUCCAAAUUUAAAAAUAUGUUCAACGUGAGCUUUUUCGACGAAGAGAUUUUUUAAAAGACAUUUUGAAUUAUGAUUUUUGCAAGAGUUUUGGAAUAUUUUACAAGAUUGUGGGCGGUUGUUGUGUUUUAGUCUUAUUUCCAUUUUUUAAAAUUUCAUCACAAAAAAAGUAAACCCGUAGUAAUGGUCCAUCUAUCACAUAUCAUACCACUGUACGUUGCUUCGCGCGAAUUUUUGUUCAGUGUUUCGAAAAGAAAAACAAGGUUGUGAUUUUUUUUAGCGCUAGGAAUUCAUUAGUAUUAUUUUCAAAGACUAUCGCUGUAAUGGUUUACCGAAGAUUGUCAACUGCGUGAAAUCAUUUGUAGUUUCCAAAAACACGUACUUUAUUCAAACUCUGUUGGUGUAAAAGGAUAAUAAAUUCCAUUUCCUUGCUAGUGGGAAGUAAUUAAGCGGUAACUCAUUUCAACCAAAAUCCUGUACAAAACUGUUCUUGUUUCUAGUCUCCAGGUAGAAUUCUUUGUAUAAAUAGGCUAUCUUCGGCGAUCGUCAUCCAGCUUCCGUGUUGCGUCAGUUCGUGUGUACUUUGUGUCAAUGUGUACAAUGUUUUGAUGUAGUUCUUUCAGUUGUGAUGCAAUAUUUAAUGCUUAAAAUGCAGUUUAUUCUUUAUCACUUAAUUUUUUUCUGUGCUAUGCUUCUGACUCCUUUGGGCAUUCCGUUAUAGCAGCCUGUGCUUAGUUAGGCUACUCUUGUUUUUGUUUUACGUUGCAGUUUGUUUCUGAGAGGAUUAAAAAGAAACCCACUUUUUCUAGUUUUGUUACAUUUCGGAAUCAAAAAACUAAAAUCCUAUAGGCUGUUUUUUAACCAGUGACAUACCAAUUUAAUGUGAUGAAUAUGGUUUAAAAUAUCAGUUUUGUACAAAAUAAACAAAACCCAUGAAAUUUUGCACCAGACUAGGAAGCAAUUCACAAACGUUUAUCUUGUUAUAUAGUCGUCGUAUCUCAUUUCAGGAACUAAGUUUUGCCGGAAAAAACUGACUUCUAUGCAUUUUGUAGAUAAUUCAAAAUUUAGAACAGUUUUUUGAUUCUAAGUUUAGAUAUUUUUUUUUUUGAAAAUGCUUGUAAAAAAGGAAGAUUUAUUAUUUUUUUAUAAAAUAAUUUCUUUUCAAUAUUCUGUUUCAUAGAGAUCAGAAUUUUUUAUUACUUUUUGUUUAAUUUUAUAAUAUUGCUGUUUUUAGUGAACUGUACCUCCAAAUUUUCAAAUGCGACAAUUCAAUUUGAUUCUAUCAAUUUUGCUUCAACUUUAUACAAUAGGUUAGCAGAUGUUUUCCCUGUUUCUAAAUAGAAAUAAUUUGGGUGUUGUUGUUUCAACAUUUAAUAGCUUUGGAAUAUUGUUGUUUAAUAUGUUCAUUGUUGUUUGAUUGGUUAAAAUAGCAAGCAGUGAAAUAAGCUUACAAGUUAAAAAUAUUUUGAUUUUGUUUAAAAGAUGGUUACUGUUUGUUUAGAAUUGAGCUGCUUUAAACAGAUAAGAUGGAAUAAGCUUUUAACAGUUUUGUGGAAAAGUUUUAUGGUCCAGCAGGGAUCUUCAUUAACUUCGAAACUGGAUUUUGCCAAGAGAGCAUUUCACAGAACUCCCAGAAGGGCAAACAGUGAACUCUCGACAGGAGUCCAUAAUGCAGAGUGAGUAACUCUCAUUCUAUGCCUAUGUCACAGUGAUUUUAGGGCCUGGUUUGUUUUUUGACACAUUUUUGGCCACGUCUUUGAGUGCAUUUGUAGUCGAAGAUAUCAAAAAACAUUAUUUAAAAGGCAAAAAUAUCAUUUUUAGGUCUCUAGGUUUUGUUGACUGGUUUGUGGGGGAUUAAAACAUAUUCUAAAUUUGUGCCAAGAUCACUCUAAAAAUAAACUGGCCGUGAAGACACCGUGACACGAGCACAUGAAAGUUGCUCACUUCAGGUUAUGGGCUCCUGCUCUUUAAAGCCUCUGGAGCCGUACUUAGCUUUAAUUCAAAAUAUGGUUAACUUUUUUCCAUAUGAUCGCUAUGAUUUUGAUCUAGAAAUGGUUGAUCAGCUGUCAUUGAAAUUAUUAAAUAUGGAAGGCAGAUGUAAAAUUAUGCAGCUACCUGUGAUUAAAUAAAUAAUGAUUUGGAGGUUGCGCAUCCACGUAUUUGUCCUUCGUUUACCUGAUUUCUGGUCAAAUUGGAAUUUGGAAAUGUUAGUUUUUGAGGAGAGGGAAAAACUGAAGUACCCAGAGAAAAACCUCUUGGAGCAAAGGAGAGAACCAACAACAAACUCAACCCACAUAAUGGUGUUGACGCCAGGAUUUCAACCCAGGCCAUGAUGGUGGGAGGCGAGUGCUCUCACCAAUGCGCCACCCUUGCUUCUCUAGGUGUGAUUAAGUGAUGGGUCAAGCAAAGAUUGUUGCAGCCAUUUCAGAGCUGUUUUCAUAUGAUUGCUCCAAUCACUGCGAUGUUUUCUUCAGCAUUUUAAGUGAUUGAACGGAUCAUGCAUAUCAAAAUUUGGAAACCAGGCUUUAUCAUCCAAAAAUUUAGUUGUGAAUAUUUAAGUAAAACACAGAAAUAAAAAGUAAACCCUUUGUACAUAGUAUACAUAAUGCAGCCUAGAUCUACAAAUAUACUUCAAGAUAAUUCUGGUGAAGCAAAAAUAUUGUCAGCCAGCAAAAGAAGGUUGAAAUUUUCUUUAAAAAUGCAAAAGGACUAUAUAUUAUUCUCUAAUUGAAGACACUGUUUUGUGUUUCCUAUUGGGGAUGGGGCUCGGCUACUUCUUUAUGAUCUUUUGAGCCAUUCAAAGGUUGGUUGGUUUGGAGGGUAAAAGUUUAUGUAGUUCAUACACUAAAAGUGCACAUUGAAUGUCGUGGAAUUCUUGUCACUCCACACUCUGGUUCAAUCAACUCAAGAGGAAUGUAGCUUUUGAUUGAAUAACACAAUUCUCACUCGUUCAUUGAUCAAGACAAGAACUAGAACUAACAUGACCAUCCAAGUAAGAGAUGCGUAGAUUUUAACUGAUCGCUUACCUCAAGUUUUUGCUGUCAUUUCAUAGCCCAGUGAUUCAAAUCACUUGGAUUUCCACGGGGAAAAUACCUUUACCAUCUAAAUAUUUUUAUCCAGAAGCAUUUCUUGACCACUAAAACAUCCCUAAAUUUUCCUCUUAUUGAUGUCCACAAUUUCCCAGUUUUGAGAAAAUGAUUGUACGAGACUGUAUGAUUACUGACGGUUUCCCAGGGGCUGAAACUAGCCUUGUGAUUGGCUAAAACUCUCAGAUUCUUUCUUUGUGAACUGCAAGACAACAAUUAGAGAACAGUGAAAGGCAGAAAAACAAUGAAUGCUUUUGCUUUUCGAUGUGUGGCAACCUUGUGCAUGACAAAGUAUUUUUAUGUGUAUCAUGACCUUUAUGAGUGAAGACAAUGGAAAACUGUCCCUUGAUUCAUAGUUUUCAAUAACAUCAGGAAUUUUUUUUUCCAAAAAAUUGGCCAUUGUUGUGCCUUUUCCAUUAUCUUUUCUCAUUAGAGAGUAGCCCUGUACUAAAGAGCAUAAAUGUCACACAUUAACUGUUUGAAAAAUUUUGGCCUGGCUUUUGAAAUAAAACGGAGAGCAAAGUAGGCAGAAUUUCAAGACAGUACUUGAAAGCAUUGAUGUGAUUCACAACAAAAAAGGGUAUGGUCUGAGGUCACACAGCUAUCUGCACUCAUUCCAUAACUCUUAUCUGAGCAAUAUCGCUAAAAUUAGGAAAUAUAUAUAUUGUCUACUCACUGCAAGAUUUUAAUACAUACAUUUAUUACGUCAAAACUAGACUACUGUAACUCCCUCUUAUCUGGGCUUCGACAGAAUCAUAUUAACAAACUUCAGAUUGUGCGAAAUUCUGCUGCACGUCUUUUGACAGGUACUAGGAAACAUGAACAUAUUUCACCUAUUUUAAGGUCUCUUCUUUAGUUGCCUAUUCCAGAAAGAAUUGAUUCUUACAUUUAAAUCACUUAAUGAUGUAGCACUGCCUUAUAUGGAAGAACUGUUAGUUUGUUAUCGACCAACAAGAACUCUGCAUUCUGUAGAUAAAGGACACCUAGUUCAGCCCAAUUAUAACCUUAAAACCUAUGGUUCCACAUCCAGCUCCUAAGAUAGGGAAUUCCAUGCCAGUCAGUUUACGCGCAUGUUGUGAGCUGAGCGCUUUCAAAUCAAAAAUCAAAACAUUCCUUUUUAAGCAUGCUUUUUAGUUGUAAUUUCGUGUUUGUUUUUAUUAUUAUUAUUGUUGCAUAAAACAAUAAAAACAAAAGAUAAAAUCCGAUGUUUUGGGGUAGUCAUGACUCAAUUAUCAAUGGAUUAUUAUUAUGAGUUAUUAUUCAUUCGUUUAUUUUUGUUUAUUUAUUAUUUUAUUUUAUUUUUUUUAACUAUUAAGUUUUUGUAAUAUUUUAUUAGGUUUAUUACCAUUAGUACUGAUUGUAAAGUGCUUUGGUUAACUGAGAGAAAGAAAGAAAGGCGCCAGAUAAGCGUAUAUUAUCAUUAUUAUUAUUAUUAUUAUUAUCAGUGAAGUCCUGAACAUCCUUAAAAAUGUAACUUCAAGGGAAAAUUAAGAAACGUUCACUUGAUUUGAGUUUUCAGAUGUUGACUAGCAUUUUUGUUUUAUUUAGUGCUUGCCCCUUAAUUCUAGCUGACAUCUUUGAUUAAGUUGCAUGACAUUUUUGCAAUCAAGGGCUGUUGUUAUAGGAACAUACCAUACUUAUUCAUGUUCUCUUUAAUUCUUGUGAGCAUGAUAUGGGCACUCUCUCUCCAUAUGAGUACUGUAGUAAGUAUCAUAAUGCUAGAUUUCAUCUUAGAAAGCACAACAGGUGACGUUUAAGUAAUAUAUAAUUUUGCAUGUUUUCAUCCGUAGUUAUAGUCAUUGGUUGCAGUGUAGCUGGGAUCGCUGGAUUAGCCUUGGCAGGGUACUGCUGGUAUAAGUAAGUAAACUUUUGAUUUUUUUUAAUCAAGAAAGUUUGUUUCCUUAAUUUUAUUUUUGAGUAGUUUGAGAUUAAAUAAAGGAAGUUAAAUUUGUGUGUGUAAGAGUGAACAAGUCCAUAUAAUAUAGCUGAAAAGAUGUUUUCCUGUGAUACAUGUAAUCAUUUUACAUAAACGUGCAAACCAACUUCUGGCUGCUCUGAUUGUAUAUUUUAACUCCACAUGUAUACUUUGGUCCUUUUUUUAUUGUUUUCUGUGUGAGAUAUUUAAUGUAAAUAUUGAAGAAAUCAAUUAGUAAAAGUAAUGUCGAGAGAAACAUUCUUUGUGAAGACUUUUGAUAUUUAAUAUUGUUUUUGAAAAUGACUGAGAGCAUUUGUCAUUAUUUUUACAUUGGAGGAUAGCUGUCUUUUACUAGACAAUGUAUCACGAAAGUUAAUAAAGGCAAAGACUUCUGUCGAUGAUGAUUUUAUUUAGACAGCAGACAUGCUCUAUUUAGGAGAAGGAAACAUAUUCACCCAUGCUCCUGUGCAAUGAGUUUUUUAUCAGUCCAAUGCUGAAUUCUGUUCAGUUUGAUUCAAUUUCCACUGGAUUCAAAUUGAACAUUUCAAUUAUUUUUUCCUUACAUUUUCUUUUAUUACAACACUUUCUCAUAUUAUAUACAAUACACCUAAAGAACAUACACCUAAAUUCCAAAAAAAAAAGACAAGGCUUGGGACACAGCUACUUACACCGAUAAGAAGACAAAUUACAGGACAAACUAGACGAACAAAAUAAACAACAAAGAAAAGAAAAAAAAAAGAAAACAAUAAUAACAAUAACAAAAUAACAAUAAAACCUCUUAUCAAAAAGAUAAAGAAGAAAACGCCUCGCCCCUCUGGUGAAAACACACUGAAAAUAGUUUGUAAGGGAGAUAAAUGCAUCUUGAAAAAUUAAAUUGAAAUCAGAAAAGGUACAAACAAGAGAUUCAAGAAGAAAAUAUGUCUAGAAAAAUAAAAAAGUUACUAAAUAGAAAAAGGUUCCAUUUCUUCUUUAUGUUGUUUAAAAAAAGACUCUAAAUUACCAAUAUAUGGGAUAGUUCCUUUGCUUCUGAAAAGCCAAAUGUAAAAAGCUUACAUCUUUGUGCAUAGAAAUUAAGCAGUAGUGGGCAGUUUGUUCUUUGUUUAUUGCCUUGGGUUAAGUCAAAUGAGGUGUUGUAUAUUAAUACUCUUUUUCAUUUUAAUAGACUGCACACCACAGCAAAGGCUGUAAGUGAGGCAGAAUACUCUGCUUCUGGAGCUGCUAAACCAGGUCCUCAGGUUUCUCAGGUACAUUGUAUAAUAAUAAUAAUAAUAAAAAUAAUAACAAUAAUGAUGAUGAUAAUACAGUUGAACCUCCAUGUGCGACCACCUGUUGUAAGCCAGCACCUCCGGUAAGCGACCACCUACCCAAAAUAACAAAAUUUUCCUGGUUGAAGCCUUACAGUUGGAAACUUUCAUAAAUGACCACCUCCUGUAAACAACUACAACAACUUUUCAGGACUGAUGGUUUUACAGAUGGUCUGAUCUCAAUGUUCGCUCCAUUUAUUGUGUUACUUAGAGUACAGCUCAGAAGGAACUGUUGACAACAACAUGGAAUUACACAUAUCGUAACUUGGAAAUUGCAUGCAUUAUAUUAUCUACCAUAGAGUAGAUGUGUCUGGACCUCUUCUCUGAAGGGACCUCAUGAGGUCAAGUUCUUGUAUAUGACUACCUCCCAUAAAGGACCAGUAAGUCUUCACAUGUUGGGUGGUUGCUUAUGGAGGGUUCGACUGUAAUAACAGUGUGGCUUUGUUGUUUUUUUAUUGCUUAAGGGCUUUUUUGGCUGCAGAAUCAUGGUGUUUAUACUUUUUUUUCUGUUAUAGGGAGACCAUAAACUUGAUUACAGUGCAGAGAUUUAUCAUUAUCAACAGACCAAAAGUCAACUGUCAGCCAUGGAAAAGUGAGUGAAGAAUGUAGUACAUUUCCCAUUCAAUUGUUGAACUGUUGGUGCAACAGUUAAUCAGAUGUUGUUGUUUUUUAUUUGUUUGUUUGUUUGUUUUUUCAUGUAAAUAGUUAAUUUAUUUUUUAGUAUUAGUUGAAGGUCAUACCCUGUUUAGUGAUUUAAUCAUCUGGAUUUGGUCCAAUGCAAAAUUCAGUGACUCUCUUAUAAUGAAGCCAUGUUAAACCCUGGCUAAACAAUCAAAGAUAAAAAAAUAAUAAAUUAUAAUAAUAAAUUUUUUUACCAUGGAUUGUUUAGCUGGGGCCUUAGUAUACAUUUCAACAAGCCUUUAAACAGCAAUGUCAAUGAUGAUGAAAGACACAAAAAUGGAUUUGGCAUUAAUGAGUACACCCUCAUUAAAGUUAAUAUUUGAAACAUGGAUCCUCAGAGCUGAUACUUGAGACCUGCGUACUACUCAGCAAGGAGAAUUAUGAGGAGGCAGUGUUCAGAGGGGAUAGAGAACUGAAAUAAUUGCAUUCUGCAACUGGACACCCUAAGUUCAUUCCCCACCCUAACCGCGAAUUGGACUUGUUCGCAGGAGUUGCAAGUUUAACUCUUCAGUCACACUUUAAUAGCCAACUGUUAAAAGCCUUCGGCCAGUUGGGACUCUAAACCUCUGUUUAUUUCCAAGACUUGAAUCCUUAUUGUAGGCCACUAAUGUGUUACCCUAUUAAAGGAGCUGUGUCAUGAAAUUCAGCCAAAUUAGGAAAUUACAAAAUGCCUGUUAAAUUAAGAGAAAAAUAAAAAUAACCUCUAAAAAUUUAAAAGGAAGGUUUAAAUAACGUAACAGAAACAACAGAUGCCACAGAUGGGCAAAACUGAAGAAGAUUGAAAUUUGGAUUUUUGAAAACUGUUCAGCCUAACAGUUUUUCAAAGUUGAUCCCUGCUGCUUGCAACCUCAAAAAAUAAUAAUGUUUAGGAGACAUAAUUGUUUGCCUCGGAUCUCUGAUUUUGUCAUGUACGUGUAAUUUCUUUGCUUACUUUAAGUUCCAUAGCGAUUGAGGGCGAGUAAUUCGCAAAAUUAAACAAAAUGCCGUGACACAGCCCCUUUAAAGACAAUUUAUUUUUAUCUCCAUAAUGACAAAAUAUCGCUGUUAAUAGGGCUACUGGAACAAAGGGAAGCAUAAAAGGCGAAACACUUGAUGAUGAUGAGGAGAACAGUGAUGAAGGAGAUGAGGAGGAUUAUACUGUCUAUGAAUGUCAUGGACUGGCUCCAGUAAGUUCUUUGGAAAAUGCUUUGGAUGAUCAAACAAGUCAGACCCACUCAAGUGCAUUUGACCUUCACUAGAGAUAUUUUAUUGUGUAGCUAUUAUUAUACAGCUGUCGAAAAAUGAUGCAAUAGUUUGGUUCAGAAUUUCGGGAGUUGACUAAUUCAUACAGAAAAUUCACCCCUGCCAAGGCUUUAUUUAAAGUCAACUCAGUCUGUGACACUGGAAUCCUUAGCUUUGACAGCAUUAGGUAUACUGAAUGACUGCCUAUUCACAUCAUGGCCUUUGCCUUUGGAAUUAACGGCAGAAAUACUUGAUCAGGUGCUAUGAAAGAUAUUAUUACUAACUGAGUUGAUUAUUGUUUACUUUACAGACGGGUGAUAUGACAGUUGUUAACCCCUUGUUCAGUGAUCAAGAAGUUGGCGGCAGUGAUCAGGAUGGCAAUGGAAAUAAGAGUGGUGCUAGUGGUCAAGGAUCGCCUGUAAUGCCGCGACACCCAAAUAAAGAGUAGUAAAAUAGCUAUCAUUAAUUAUUACUAUAAUUUGUUUUAUUUUUGAUCAGUUCAUGGGUUGUUCCUGUUAUUUAUGUUAGAUAUGUUUUUGUUCCUGAAUUUAAUUACAUGGAUGCACCUAGAUGCUUUCAAAAUGGUUUAUUUUUGUCUAUAAAAUCUGGGUUGAUUACAUUUCUCUCAAUUUAAGAAAAAAACAGAUUGUCACAAAGGAAUUUUACACUUCUCACUGUUGUCGAUAAAUUGCUGUGAAACCAGCUAGUGAAUAUUUCUGUGUUUCAUCUUCUCGAUGACAAAAUUUUACUGGUUUUUGUGAAUGUUUUAGUCCAGCUAAAUUCCGCAGUGUCACCACAAGUCUGUUAAGUUUGUAAAUGCCUGCAAAUGCACUAGUUUACAGCUGCGUUUCUAUAUGAGAAUAUUAUCUGUGUUUUUUAAUUUAUUGCUUUGGAAUUGUUUCCAAAAACACAACUUGUACUUAUCAGUGGCAGAUCCAGACCUUCAGAUAAGGGGGGGGCCCGGUCAUCCAGACCCUGAGAUAAGGGAGGGGGGGGACAAUCUCCAAAAAAAUUUUUCCAGCGCUUUUGGCCUCAGUGUGGUCUAAAAAUAAGGGUCUGGGCCCCUCCCUCGGUUCUGCCACCGCUUGUUUACAUUACUUCCCAUACGCUGUAAGUGCAAAGUUUGUUUGCGUUUAUAAACUUAUUCGGUCUUGAGUGGACAUAAUGAACAAUGAAACACGCGUUGAAAUGUAUGGCUAGGUGUAUCCAGUGUUGUUUAUGUUCAAUUAAAGGGAUGGACAAAUGAAUCUAAAAUGUAACGGUAGUUAAAAGGAUGAUAUCCAUGGAGAGACGUUUUUUACAAAAAGAAAAUUAUUAAAUUUCAGAUUAUAAUUUUUUAUAUUUGGGUCUUUGGUAUAAAGUUGCAUCAAUUCUAGAAAUUAUGCUGGAAGCCCUUCCAGUUUGUAAAUAUCAAUAAUCAGACCAUCCUGGUUUUAUUUAGAAUUUACACCAAGUGAUGAAUGUUAAUGUUGAAACAUGAGAUAACAAUCAUAUUUAUUCAUUAUUAGUGAUGGUGUAACUAGAGUCAAUUAUUAUGUGCUUGUUGUGUGUAGAAGGGUCAGCUAUGUGUGACGAGACUUCUUACAAAAAUUAUCAAAUGGAUUUUAUGUAGCUUGGUUAUGCAGAGAUGUAGUGACUGGUGACUGGUAGUCAUGGUGUACCAUUGUGAAAGCUCUCCCUGUGACUAUCAUUCAUUUGACUGAUACAGUGUAUUCUUAACAGAUGUACAUUUCUUUGUUAUGGAAUACCAGGUUAACUUUUUACACCAAAAUUACAAAUUUAAGACAAAGGAUAAAGCACAGGGCUAGUAGUCUAUGAAACUUAGGGUUUGUUAGGCGAAAGUUAUAAAAAAAAUUAGAUUUCCUGCACCAACAAAGAAACAUUGUAUGUGCAAGAGAAAAUACAGGAAUGCUUUUAUAGGAUAGUAGCAACAGAAAUUUUUUAGGCUCCCCAAACAAAAAGCAAAGAGAUUAUUUGAAGCAAAUAGUUAGUGUCAGUAUAUUUCAACUUCAGUUGAUCUGGGUUCAUGUUUAUUCACAAGUCUUAAGAAUUGCUGGAUAACAAUAGUACAGCCUUUGUUAGGAGACAAAACUUAAGAGAGAUCUUUUUUAGGAUGCCUUGGUAUAUCAUUGUAUUCCUGGGACCAGACAAUUUGACAACUUUUCUCUGGAGGAGAAGUUGUUGGCAUCUACCAUCUUACACGUUCCCCAUGAUGCAAUUUGUCUUCCCCACAAAAUUUUGCAUAAGUUUUGUUCGCAACUGUUAGACCCCAGAGAAAAUGUUUAUACAAAAUUUUGUGGGGAAAACAAAUUGCAUUAUGGGGAAGUGAAAGUCGAAUUCUAUAGGAUUAUUGUUAGAAAUUUUUAGAUGAUCUUCAAGUAAUUUGCAUUUAGUUUUUGCUUUGGAUUUAGCUGAGCAUAAUGUUUCAACAAAAGAACUCUGCUUAACCAAGCUACGUACAUCCACUGUAGUUCAGAUGCUGCCCAAUUUUAAGGCUUCAAGCCUUCGGGACAAGACUGCAAGGUGAUGUGGGUAGCUGUGGAUCCUUUGUAAUUAGGUGAUAAGUUCAUGGUUUUCACUGCUCUUAAGCAAACGUCACAAAAUUUUAAUUUAACCUUUUGGAUGUGAUGUAAGCAGAGUUGCUUCAUAACUGAGUUUGAUAUAUUUAUUUUAAAGAAAACUACCUUGUUGUCAUUCAAUCUUGUCCCCUAGGCUAUCCCACAUUGUUUACUGAAACAUUGUUAUGCCUAACUGUGUAUUGUUGAGUGUAGAAUGUUGAUUUUGUACAACUUAAAAUUCCAUAACAUCCUUUUGUCAUAAACCUUUUUUGCGCUCUCACUUUUUUCUUUCAAUAGUCAUUCAUUUCCACAACACGUUACAGUUACAAAAGUUAAACUAAAAGAGAGUAACAAAUAUCACAAACUGGACAAAAAUACAGGAACCUCACAUUAUUAAUAACUUCACAGGAGUUCAGGCUUCUGGAGUAAUCACCUGGAGACACAUGACGUAAAACAAAAUACCUCUUUAUUUGGUAUUGUUUCAUAGUUUUUGUUCUUUUGAGUUAUGUCAUCUGUGUCCAGCACAGAUAUUAAAUGCCGACUGUUCCAGGGGUUUAGUUAAUAGGUGGCUGGCAGACCUCAUAAGUCUGUUUCUUUUUGUUCACACACAAUUACAAGAAAGUGAAUUGCCUUCUACCAAGUUUUACUUUACCCUGAAGUCAAUCAUGUACUUUGAGAAUUUGUACCACAAUAAACAAUGUUAUGGGCUAGUCUGAAAUCUUUUUAAGUGUCUAAUUUGGUUUUUAUGUCUUGACCAUUUAAAGCCUCAAUAUCCAC
Messenger RNA from Porites lobata, 13219 nucleotides. The record is from the annotation of a GenBank genome assembly. NCBI's taxonomy places the organism in Eukaryota, Metazoa, Cnidaria, Anthozoa, Scleractinia, Poritidae.